AUGACACAACCAUGGAAUGAAUCACUAUGCGGCUGCUUUGAUGAUGUAGGUUCAUGUCUUUGCGGUUGGUGUUGUACACCAUGUUUAUUUGGUCAAAAUGCUGAGAAAAUUGAUGGAAGUAGUUGUUGUCUCUGUUGUCUUGGUUAUAUCGUUCUUAGUCCAUGUUAUAUGUGUUGGCUUCCACAUUAUAUGAAACGACAAACACUUCGACAGAAAUAUAAUUUAGUUGAAGAACCAAGUUGUGGUGAUCUUCCUACAACAUGUUUUUGUAGUCCAUUGGCACUUUGUCAAGAAGCUCGUUUUCUCAAACGUCAAGAACAAAUGGGUGGUAAUUUUGCACGAGGCGCACAAACAGUUCAACCUCGUUAA
Messenger RNA from Adineta steineri, 369 nucleotides. Lineage: Eukaryota; Metazoa; Rotifera; Eurotatoria; Adinetida; Adinetidae. The record is from the annotation of a GenBank genome assembly.